Molecule: messenger RNA, 1929 nt
Organism: Anolis sagrei ordinatus
Lineage: Eukaryota; Metazoa; Chordata; Lepidosauria; Squamata; Anolidae
Source: RefSeq, a predicted model, not a curated record
UCCGCUGAGACUGACAACUUCCGCUUUGGGGCCUUUUGUUGUUGUGGUGGUUCUCUCUCUUCGGCGGCGCCUGUCAGAAGCGGUGUCCGCGGCGGCGGAUGCUUCAUGGAAAGCCGGGAAGAACCCGGAGCUGCCGCUGACGCCGCCACCGCCUCCUCCGCCACUAACGAAGCCGAUGCGGCCGCAGAGAGGGAAGCAGCGUCCGGCUCCUCGGGUUCCGAUUCUGAUGACGAAGGUGGGGCUUCUGGAUUGACCGAAAUGGAGUUUUUGCGAAACCUCUUGUCCCGGACAUUAAACUUGGGCAGCGAGAAGCCUGAAAAAGUGCUGGAUGAGCUGACCUUGGAGGGAGUGAGCAGAUACAUGCUGACCGACAAAUGCAAAAAUGUGGUGUUUAUGGUUGGAGCAGGAAUCUCGACCGCUGCUGGGAUUCCAGAUUUCCGCUCCCCAGGGACAGGGCUUUAUGCCAAUCUGCAGCAGUACAACCUGCCAUACCCUGAAGCCAUCUUUGAGAUCAACUACUUCAAGAAACACCCAGAACCAUUUUUUGCUUUGGCCCGGGAGCUGUACCCAGGACAGUUCAAGCCCACGGUUUGUCACUACUUCAUGCGCCUUCUGAAAGAGAAAGGGUUGCUGCUCCGUUGCUACACACAGAACAUUGAUACCUUGGAGCGGGUAGCUGGUCUGGAUCAUGAGGAUUUGGUAGAAGCUCAUGGCACCUUCUAUACCUCGCACUGCAUCAGCCCCACCUGCAAGAAGAUGUACAGCUUGGAGUGGAUGAAAGAAAAGAUAUUUUCUUCUCUCAUCCCCAAAUGUGAAAAGUGUCAGAGCGUGGUGAAGCCAGAUAUCGUGUUCUUUGGGGAAAAUUUGCCUUCUCGGUUCUUCUCUCUGAUGCAGUCAGAUUUCCAGAAUGUGGACUUGCUUAUUAUCAUGGGCACUUCCCUUCAAGUCCAGCCCUUUGCCUCGCUUGUUGCCAGAGUCCCCACAAACACCCCACGGCUUCUUAUUAAUAAAGAAAAGACAGGGGAGAGCGACCCUUUCAUGUCCCUCAUGGGCUUUGGCUGCGGGAUGGACUUUGAAUCAGAAAAGGCAUACAGGGAUGUGGCAUGGCUCGGAGACUGUGAUGACGGCUGCUAUGCUUUGGCAGAGCUUUUGGGAUGGAAGAAAGAGCUGGAAGACCUGGUGAAAAGGGAGCAUGCGACCAUUGAUGCCAAGUCAGGGCCGGCGGUUGGCGAUGGGGCGAGCGCCUCCCGCCCUCAGGUGAAGGACCACCAGCAGAAGCCGUCCCCUAAGAAGGAAAAGCCUCCUCACCACCAAGAUGAAUGAAGAGCUUGGACCCGACGGAAGAGGGACCCUUUCUGUGGAUGAAUUAAAAAUCAAAACAGACAUUGGCUGAGUGAUCCUUGUGGCUUGUAAAGCAUUCUCGGUUGUAUUCUUUCAGGGGUGGGGCCAGAGAAAGACCAGCCCCGAAGUUUUGACUCUGGAAGUUCAGAGACUGUGACGACCUGUGCAGAGAAAGAGACCAAGAAAACACAUUCCAGAAGUGUUUUCUGGCUUGGGGAGUGUUUGCUUGGAAGGCUUACUAAGCGGAAAUCAUGGCUGCAAUGUUGGGGAGUUAAAUUAGCAAUACUAAUGUUUCUUUAUGAUUUUUAAAAAGGUUUGCUGUUAAUUUGCAACUAAUUAGCUAAAGGACACAGAUAUAAUUGGGCAUGAUGGUGGGAUGGACAAAGCAGUCUCGACUGUAACCUUCGUGCACUUAUUUUGGUUUGGCCAAAAGGCAUUUGCAGGAAAGAAUGCAUCAAGAUGAUACGAUCUGUCUUUUCAUUCUUGCAGGAUGGCAGUUUUAGUGCUGUAUUUUGAGCCAUUGUCUCUGUUAUUUGCAGUUAAGCUACCAGAGUGGCAAUUAAAAUCAAGCACCUUGAUACUGGAAAA